This is a messenger RNA of Mesorhabditis belari, 3177 nucleotides long. The record is from the annotation of a GenBank genome assembly. Lineage: Eukaryota; Metazoa; Nematoda; Chromadorea; Rhabditida; Rhabditidae.
AUGGGCCGAGAAGGAAAUCGAUUUAAGUUUGAGAGCUUCACAAAGAAGAUCGCAAAAGUUGGCGGGGAUCGAGCGCUCUUCAGGAAAGAAUUAGGCGGCCGAAAACACAAUGAAGAGACGUUUUUCGUGGAAGCUCUUGAGAAAUGGACAGAAACCGAUCGAGGAUCGCAUUUUUACACUUUCCUCAAGGAUAUCCCAACACGAGAAAUUGGUACAUACGCACAAGUUAUUCAUCACCAUAAACAAAUUCUCGAGGCUCUUCUGCAUCAUAUCUCAUUUCCAGGAUGUACGUGUCAAAUACCGCUUCUCGAGCUGACCAUAGCGCUUGCUAAAGAUCUACGAGAUGAGUUUUACGAGUAUAUGUGGAGAUUUUUUGAACAAAUCAUCUCAAUUAUGGAACAAGCAGAUAACAACGUCGAGCUUCUUGAAAUUACACAUUUAACGAUGGCAUUAUUGUUUAAACAGCAUUGGAGAUCCAUUGUGAAGGAAAGCCGCAAAACAUUUGAUCGCUUCUCGCUCCUUUUUGCCAGCAACAAGCAAUAUCUUCGGAGAUUUGCCGCCGAAGCGUUUGCAUUUUUGAUACGAAAGAUUUCGAUGAUCCAAAAAUUCACAACUUUCAUGAUUGAGAAGGCACAUCGGAUUCAGGAUGGCUACUUCUCAGAGGGGAUUUCAAUGUUGAUCUACAAUGCAAUACGUGGAGUUAAUGGACAAUUUCAUAGUGCAACAAAUGAGUUGCUUGGAGAUAUGUUAGCAGCUUUGUUUACGAUUGAAGAUUCGUCUAUUCGAAAUACGGGAUUGAAAAUUUUCGAACGUGCCAUCGUUUAUUGUCUUGCUUACGCCAAAAAUGACCAUUUCAAAGACGUUUCCUCUGUUUUGAUGAAGACAUUCGAACUGAGAAAUGAUCACACCACCUUUUGUGAGAGUCUUCGCCUCAUAGUUGCCUCUACAGAAACUGUGAAGAAGCUGGUUUUGUUUAGUCAUCGUGAUCUGCUACUCGAUCUCUUGCAAAAAGUCAUUCACAAACCCUGGUUCAAGUUAGAUCAAGAAUUUUUCGACUUAUUGGCAACGAUCAUCAAUCGUCUCUAUGAUAACGACAAAUGGAAAUUAAAAGUUAAGGCACUUUUCGACGAUCUUUCGACACUUGACAAUUUUAAUGAUUCGUCGAUGAUUUCGUUUCUGGAUGCUCUUUCUCACUUAAGUUAUUUUGAUUCGUGCAUUAUGCCAUCAGUCGGAACCAUAUCUGGACAAAUAAUUGAAUCUUCAAAUCAGCAAUUAUUGCCGGGACUGUUGAAAUUUUAUGCGAAACUCUGCGUUGAUCGGAGGCCAAUCGACGAUGCACUGAGAAGAUGCACGCAUUCGACUUUCUUCGAUGCUUCGUUACAUGAAAAGAUGCACACGUUCGUCGAGAAGAAGAUCUCCAAUCUACCAAAUCAGAUCGCGAAGUUGGGUGAAGAUAGUGUUGUCAUGGAAGAAGUUGCCCAAUUGUUUAUUGUUUGGACGUCGCUAACGAGUGCGAAAGAUCAAUUCUCAUGUCAGGAGAGUGUCUUGAAAUUUCUCCGUUCGCUUAUCACCGAUAAAGUUCCCUCAGAUCCUGAAUUUUUCUUGUCUCGUGCGCAAUUGGUCUUGAUUACAGCUUCAGCACUCUAUCAGGUAGACUCGUCGUUGUUGAAGACUAUCGAUGAGACGGAUGUUCUUGCAUUUGUUAAGAACUUUUUAACCACCGAAUCAGCUAUUCGAUUCUACCAUUUAUUUGUGACGGCUCGUGGAAUUAGUGAAAGCUUGGAGAGUUUGGAUGAGGCAGUUCAACUACUAUCGACGUCUUUCACUUCGCCGUGCCAUUCAAUUCGACGUUGUGCCCUUCAGAUUUGUGCAUCAUUCAAUGUGCCUUUGGAGGAUAUUCCCCUAGAUGAUAAUGGAGUUCCAUUGUUCAAGAAACCCGCUAACAAUAUGUUUGCAAUCCUUGCCUCGGCUGAAAGCGAAUCUCCAACCACUGCCAAUAUUCGAGAUCGAUUGAGACAAUUUCGCUCACUCUUAUAUGGAGGGCACUUGUAUACAAUUCCGAAGGGUCGUCGCAAUGUUUUUGAGACAAUCAUCCUGAAAGUCUCAUUAGCUCAGUUUUACCAUCAGUUUACACCAAUUUGGUCUGGAAUUCAUGAGAUUCUAAUAUCUCAUGCAAAGGGUUUGCCAAUCGAUGUUUUCUGGGCUGUGAUCGAAGCGAUGUUAAACGAUUCUCUUUCAAGUUUACGAAAUAACAAACCGUUAUUUACAAAAACGUCACUCGAAUCUUUGAUACCAAACGUUGAUGCCGAGAUGAGAACGGACUUUUCUGCUGUCAUUGAUCAAUUGUGUAAAUUUCUUCAGAAGGUACCAGAAAUUGCUGAGCGUCGAACCAAGACCCUGUCACCAAUCUUUUUGGAAUUUUUCAACAAAGAUUACAUGCUCUCGGAAAAGCCACGACUCGCAACUCAAAAAGAAAUUAUGAGUUUGACUACAACGAUAGAAAAUACGGAGCAAGAUGAUGUUCAAAUGGAUGUAGCCGAUGAAGAAGUCGACAACGCUGAACAAACGAAUCGAUCACUGCAGGAAAAACAAGUGGAUGAGGAUGAAUUGCAUACACUUACAAAAAAGAUGGCUAGAAAAAUUCUUAUCGGGUUUCUUGAAUUAUUUUCAUCGUUUCGUAGCCCAAAGAUGAUCUUUCGUCAACCAGAAGUCUACGGGGUUUAUAAUGAACUAUUGUUGUCAUGGGAUGCUGAUCUUCAAAAAGCAGCUCUCAAAUGUCUCUUUGCUUACAAGUACAAAUGGCUUGUUCCUUACAAGGAUAAUUUGAAUGCUCUUCUCGAUAAGAAAACUUUCCGUACCGAACUUGUCAACUUCAACAUCGGCUCUGAGAACAGUGUGAUCGAUAAGGAUCAUCUCAAUGAUUUGACGCCUUUACUUCUACGAUUAUUGUAUGGUCGCUUAACCACUCCCACCUCAAAGAUGGAUCACUAUCAUCGUUUGGUGAUUGUCCGAUUUCUCGCUGGGUGCACUGUCGACCAACUCGAUCAUUUUAUCUACCUGCUUUUUCAUCCGUUUUUGAAAAUUUUUGAUAUCAACGAAGCUGAUUUUUCAAAGAUUGACGAACAAAUUACUGCUGAAACGGUGAAGGAACAAUUCAACUACAAGGACAUUUACACG